GGCUUUUUUUAAUAAUAAUGGAGACUGCAGAUAUUGGAACACAAACAAAAAGAUCUGCUUUGAAAGCACAUUCAAACAAAUCCGUGAAGAUGAAGGCAGAGGAAGUAAUUGAAACAGAGAACAUUAAAAGCUGUGAAUUUGAAGUAUUUGGCAUAGUGCAAGACGUUUCUUUUCGACAUUAUACAUUGCGCCGAGCUCAAAAACUGAACAUCCACGGUUGGUGCAUGAAUUCUGAAUAUGGUACUGUAGUAGGAUUAAUUCAGGGGUCUUUACGUAGCUUUGAGGCGAUGCGCCUCUGGUUGACAUACACCGGUAGUCCCACCAGUCGCAUCGACAAAUGUGUUUUUGGCCCAACACUAGACUUGGAAAAUUUUACCUUUGACGAAUUUACCAUUCGAAUAUGACCGCUUCAAGCUAUUAUCAGUGAAAUAUCUGAGGGUAACACUGUUUCGGUAAAGUGCAACGCUGCGUGCUAACACAAUCAAGUAAAACAAACGGCAUUGCAGUGGAAAUCGUUUCUCUUACUGUGACCUGUGACAAACAAUAAAAAUACCUUUAAUAAUUUAUCUAAUUGGCCUACACAUAAGAAAAGCUAUUAAAUUAGUUUCUACAAUCGCAAUGACUUUCGCACAUGUGUGAGCUGGACCGCACUUUUAACACGCACAAGACUUUCACUUUUUUGCAAAGAGACGAUAAAAAAAUCUAAAACAACAACAAUUACCAAACGACACAUCGUCUCACGAAGAGAGUUGCACAAAAGAAAGAAAAUGAAAAGCCGAGCGGGAUAGAUAAUUGUAGCUGACACCACUGGAAGCAAGACGAGAUAGACAUUUUUGUUAAAUAUAGUACAUAAUUAAUUAUAAACAAAAUAGGCAUUUAAAAAAGAAAUGCAGCAGCGAUAACAACAAUAACAAAGCAACGAAUGGCUGUAUGAGGGAGUGUGUGAUUGCCUGUGUGUGUGCGUGUGAGUGAGUGAGUGUGCGUGCGUGCGUGCGUGUUUGUCCGUGAGCAGCGAAGGGACAGAAAUUAACCAAAAAAA
This is a messenger RNA of Drosophila innubila, 1039 nucleotides long. RefSeq names its product acylphosphatase-2. Lineage: Eukaryota; Metazoa; Arthropoda; Insecta; Diptera; Drosophilidae. The record is from RefSeq and is a predicted model, not a curated record. The coding region runs from base 18 to 404 and encodes 128 amino acids. The transcript is spliced from 5 exons. Gene Ontology annotation, molecular function: acylphosphatase activity.